CACCGGUUUGGAGACGUGCACAAAUUGAAAGACACGUUCACUAAGUCACUCCAAUUGUGUCCUAGACAGUACCCAAACCAGUACCAUGGCCAAAAAAAACCAACUCUCCUUCCUCACAUCAGCCGCUCUUUUGGUCAUUUUGGUUUCUGUUUCGGAAACGCUGUGUCGCCCUCUUGGAGAGGAACCCUUGUUAAAGCAAUAUGAGGAGUGGAUAGCAAUCCACGGGCGCGUCUACAACGACGCGGCCGAAACGGCCAAACGGUAUGAGAUAUUUAAAGAGAACGUUAAGCGCAUCAACGCUUUUAAUGAUGGUAAGGAUGUGGGGUAUAAACUUACUGUGAACAAGUUCGCGGACCUAACCAACGAGGAGUUUCGCGCUUCCCACACCGGCUACCAGAGCAGGCCCACCAGGGUCCUGUCCUCUGUGGAUGCAAAACCGUUCAAUUAUGCGAACUUCAACGCCAUUCCAGCUGCCUUGGAUUGGCGAACCAAGAAGGCCGUGACGUCUGUCAAGGAUCAAGGUGACUGCGGAAGUUGUUGGGCAUACUCGGCCGUGGCGGCGAUGGAAGGGAUUACCAUGCUCAAGAAGGGGAAGUUGAUGUCACUCUCGGUGCAAGAACUUGUGGACUGCGACGUUAAUGGAAAGGAUUCGGGCUGUGAGGGUGGGUACAUGGACGGUGCCUUCAAGUUUAUCAUAAGCAAGGGCGGCCUCACGACCGAGGAGAACUACCCAUACCGGGGAAAUGAGCAGACCUGCAACUCGGCCAAGACGGCGAACCACGCAGCCUCGAUAACUGGAUACCAGGAUGUCCCAGCCAACAGCGAGAAGGCCCUCUUGCAGGCGGUAGCGAAUCAGCCGGUCUCGGUGGCAAUAGAGGGGGGAGGGUUCGAGUUCCAAUUCUACAAGAAUGGCGUCUUCACAGGCUCGUGCGGGACCUAUAUCGACCACGCGGUCACAGCAAUUGGGUAUGGGAAGACCUCUGGCGGGACCAAGUAUUGGCUGCUGAAGAAUUCGUGGGGCACCGGGUGGGGCGAGGGCGGGUACAUGAGGAUCCAGAGGGAUGUGAGCUCUAAAACUGGUCUCUGUGGUCUUGCCAUGAAUGCUUCUUAUCCAACCGCAUGAGGAAAGAAGGAAGAUGAAUAAUUAAAUUAUGAGCUUAUAUAUGUCAUACUGGUUCUUAGGCACUGUAAAAGAAGCAAGUUUAAGUGACAAUACGUCACUAGGGUGGUGUGUCCUAUAGCAGAAACUGUAUGUUGUU
This is a messenger RNA of Rhodamnia argentea, 1259 nucleotides long. Its product is annotated as senescence-specific cysteine protease SAG12-like. Bases 86 to 1123 code for a protein of 345 amino acids. Gene Ontology annotation, cellular component: lysosome. The transcript is spliced from 2 exons. Gene Ontology annotation, molecular function: cysteine-type endopeptidase activity. Lineage: Eukaryota; Viridiplantae; Streptophyta; Magnoliopsida; Myrtales; Myrtaceae. The record is from RefSeq and is a predicted model, not a curated record.